Molecule: messenger RNA, 996 nt
Organism: Mesorhabditis spiculigera
Lineage: Eukaryota; Metazoa; Nematoda; Chromadorea; Rhabditida; Rhabditidae
Source: the annotation of a GenBank genome assembly
AUGGUAUUCAUCGAGCCCCUUCUCUGUUCGCUGGGAUUUCUCCUGAAUUGCGCCUGCGUCGCCGUGUUCUUUUGCGUGUCAAACAAUGGCUAUUUCCGGAAGACAUCUCUCCUCACCUAUCUGGUGGCGCUUUCCAUCUGUAAUGGCCUUCAGCUGCUGCUCUCCCUCUUUGUCCUCGUCCUCCCAGCCAUCGAGCAAUAUAUCUCAUCCUCCUCGAAAGAACUCUCCUCCUUCCUUCUCCGUCUCUCCUCUAUUUCUGUCCGUUAUGGCUAUCCACUUGUAUUGACUGUCAAUUAUGCGGCGAUAUGGCUACUCACCCUCAUCUGUGCACAACGAUUUCAGGCAAUCUGCCACCCAAGCAAUCCAUGGAAGAAACGACUGGCCGGGAUCCGAAAUUCUCGUCUUGCCGUCGCAGUGGUCAUUCUCUUGGCAAUCAGUCUGAAUAUCAUACGAUUUUGGGAAUUCAGAUACAAUGAAGAGACAAUGUUCGUGGAGACAACAGUCCUCAAGAAUCUCCCUUUAUAUAAACUCAUCCAAGAGGGGCUGAUAUAUGGAAUGGUUGUCUAUGGAUUGCCUGCAGCUCUUCUAUUAUGGUUGAAUGGAUCGAUGCUGUCCAUUUUGAGGAAGGAUCAGCCAACCGAGAUGCCGCGCCGUGACACCGAGACCCGUGCAGCCCACCUGACAGUCUGUGUAUUCCUUUUUUUCUUCCUCUGCUCCACUCUCUCAGCCUCCAUUCGGCUAUUUAUGAUCGUCGUCGGUGAAGUGGUAUAUUCAUGGUACUGGCUGGUGGACCUCUCGAAUCUUCUAAUGAAUAUCUUCGCCUUCGUCACCCCAAUCCUGUGCUACAUUUUCACCAGGGGGUUCAAGGAUCUAUUCUUCGUGAUCCGCCGCCCGACAAAGAAGCGUGGUUUGCCAUUCUUUGAGGAUAUUUCAGAGAGGAGACAAAGCCAUAUUCUUGUCGAUUCCCCAUUGAGACAUCAACAGGCUAUGGCAUUA